AUGGAUCUUUACCGUCUUGCUUCACUCGGCAAUGCCAACUUCACUCCACAGCUGCUGCCACCUAAGACUCCCAUCUCAUCAUUCGUGAAAUCCGCAAGUGUUCCUGCUACUUUCGUAUGCAUGGCCACCACCCAAAUCUCAACUCCUUCCAAUAAUAUUGUUCGGCGAUCAGCAAAUUACCAACCUCCCAUUUGGCACUAUGAUUACAUUCAGUCACUGACGAGUGUAUAUGCGGGGGAGUCAUUCACCGGACGGAUUGAUAAGCUCAAAAGAGAAGUGAGGAUGAUGUUUCACAAAGUCGUGGAUCCUUUAGAGAAACUUGAGCUGAUUGAUAUCUUGCAAAGACUUGGAAUAUCUUACCAAUUUGAUGAUGAAAUACAUAGGACCUUGGAAGGUAUAUACAAUGUUAAUCAUGGUGGUGAAAUAUUAAUGUGCAACAAGGAGAAUAUAUACGCCACCGCUCUUGAAUUUAGAUUGUUAAGACAACAUGGAUACAGUGUGCCUCAAGAGAUUUUUAAUAGUUUCAAGAAUGAGAUAGGGAGCUUCAAGGUGUGCCUAUGUGAUGAUAUCGAGGGAAUGAUAUGCUUGUAUGAAGCCUCAAUCCAUUCGGUAGAAGGCGAAAGUAUAUUGGAAGAAGCAAGAGAUUUCGCUGCCAAGCAACUCUCGGAGUACGUCAAGCAAAGCAAAGAUCAAAAUCUUCUUGCUAUAGUGAACCAUGCCCUGGAGCUUCCUCUCCAUUGGAGGAUGCUAAGGUUAGAAGCGUUGUGGUUCAUUGACGUAUACAGAAGCAGACAAGACAUGAACCCUAUCUUGCUUGAGCUCGCAGAAUUGGAUUUCAACAUUGUCCAAGCAGCCCACCUAGAAGAUCUAAAAGAAGUGUCAAGGUAA
Molecule: messenger RNA, 888 nt
Organism: Corylus avellana
Lineage: Eukaryota; Viridiplantae; Streptophyta; Magnoliopsida; Fagales; Betulaceae
Source: RefSeq, a predicted model, not a curated record